Messenger RNA from Brassica oleracea var. oleracea, 3847 nucleotides. Its product is annotated as tyrosine-sulfated glycopeptide receptor 1. NCBI's taxonomy places the organism in Eukaryota, Viridiplantae, Streptophyta, Magnoliopsida, Brassicales, Brassicaceae. Bases 369 to 3632 code for a protein of 1087 amino acids. Gene Ontology annotation, molecular function: protein kinase activity; ATP binding; receptor serine/threonine kinase binding. The record is from RefSeq and is a predicted model, not a curated record. Gene Ontology annotation, biological process: protein phosphorylation. The transcript has a single exon.
ACUUUAACAAUUACGUAGGUAUUCAUAGAGGAAUAACAAAAAAACUAUUAUUACAGGAGGAAUAAUAAAAAGAUAGUAUAACAAAAAAAACAAUACACACAGGCCACAACCACACUCAGGAUAACAUGAUAAAAUAAAAUAAAGGCACUAAAAAGUAACUUUGGGUGUGACAAGAAGUUUUCUUCUGUUUGGUCUGACUAUUCCCUUUGGUCAACGAUGGUAUUGAGAGCCAUUUACAAGUUUCAGACACACAAACCCAGAUUGGAUAAUGAUGUCUUUUGCUUAUUUUCCCUCUCUUUCGUCUCCUCCUCCUCCUUCUCCUUCAAGCUUACUCAAAUCUUUCUAAGUUUUGUUCUCUUGUUCUCGCCAUGAUUGACGAGAAGAAGAUGAGAUCUACCAAAUCCAUUUGUCUCCUUCUGAGACCAGUACCCAUGUUCCUCUUCCUCCUUAUUUACGUUCUUUCCAUCUCUGUCUUCUUCCUUACAGUUUCAGAAGCUGUCUGUAAUCUCCAAGAUCGAGAUUCUCUCCUUUUCUUCUCCAGCAACGUAUCAUCUCCAGCUUCUCCUUUGCAUUGGAACUCAUCCACUGAUUGUUGCUCCUGGGAAGGAAUCUCUUGCGAUGAUGAUUCUCAAGAAAAUCGAGUCACUUCGAUUCUUUUGCCCUCUAGAGGACUCUCAGGCAAUCUCCCCUCCUCUGUUUUGGAUCUCCCUCGUCUCUCUCGUCUCGACCUUUCUCAUAACCGUCUCUCUGGUCCUCUCCCACAAGGCUUCUUCUCCGUUCUUGAUCAGCUGACGUUUCUUGAUCUUAGUUACAACAGUUUCAACGGUGAGUUGCCACUCGAAGCCAAUGGAACCAGCAGAAAUUUUCCAAUCCAGACCGUUGAUCUCUCCAGCAAUCUUCUUCAAGGCCAAAUCUUAAGCGGUUCUGUUUUCCUUCAAGGCGCUUUCAAUCUCACCAGCUUCAACGUCAGCAACAACAGCUUCACCGGUCCAAUCCCUUCCUUCAUGUGCACCACUUCACCGCAGCUCACCAAACUGGACUUCUCUUAUAACAAAUUCUCAGGCGAUAUCUCUGGAGGGUUAGGCAGAUGUUUGAAGCUAAGUUCUCUUCGAGCAGGCUUCAACAAUCUAUCUGGUGAAAUCCCAAAAGAAGUCUACAAUCUCUCUGAGCUCGAGGUGUUCUCUUUACCAGUCAACCAUCUUUCAGGGAGGAUCGAUGAUGGGAUCACUCGUCUCACUAAACUGACACUGCUUGAGCUUUACUUCAAUCAACUCCAAGGAGAUAUACCAAAGGAUAUAGGUAGACUAAUCAAUCUGCGCAGCCUCCGGCUCCAUAUCAAUAACCUCACAGGUUUUGUCCCGGUCUCUCUCUCCUACUGCACCAAACUCGAGAAGCUGAAUCUAAGGGUUAACCGGCUGGGAGGAACCUUAUCGGUAGACUUUUCUCGUUUUCAGAGCCUCAGCAUUCUGGACCUCGGAAACAAUAGCUUCACCGGUGACUUCCCCUCGACGGUUUACUCCUGCAGAAACAUGACAGCGAUGAGGUUUGCAGGCAACAAGUUAACGGGACAGAUAUCUCCACAAGUACUGGAACUGAAGUCUCUGACGUUCUUUACGUUCUCAGACAAUAACAUGACGAACAUUACAGGAGCUCUCAGUAUUCUGCAAGGCUGCAAGAAUCUGUCUACUCUCAUCAUUGCAAAGAACUUUUACGACGAAACAAUACCAAGCAACGAGGAUUUUCUAGCAUCAGGUGCAUUUCCAAAGCUCCAAAUCUUCGGUACCGGUGGAUCUAGAUUGAAAGGUGAAAUACCAGCUUGGCUGAUCAAGCUCAAGAGCGUAGAACUUAUGGACCUGUCACAAAAUCGAUUCAUGGGGUCGAUUCCUGGUUGGCUAGGAACUCUUCCAAACCUGUUUUACUUGGAUCUUUCUGAUAACCUUCUUACAGGAGAGCUUCCAAAGGAACUGUUUCAGCUGAGAGCACUUAUGUCCCAAAAGGUAUAUGAUGCAACAGAGAGGACCUAUCUAGAGCUACCUGUUUUUGUAAAGCCCAAUAAUAUCACCAGCAAUCAACAAUACAAUCAGCUUGCCAGCCUUCCACCUGCGAUAUAUAUCCGAAGGAAUAACCUGACCGGGAGCAUACCAGUUGAGAUCGGACAGCUAAAGGUUCUCAUGCACCUCGAGCUUUUAGGUAAUAAGUUUUCAGGUAGCAUCCCAGAUGAAUUGUCAAACCUCACAAGCUUAGAGAGGCUGGACCUGUCCAACAAUAAUCUAUCUGGUAGAAUCCCUUGGUCGCUCACGGGACUCCAUUUCAUGUCCUAUUUCAACGUUGCAAACAACACUCUCAGCGGGCAGAUACCUACAGGAUCUCAGUUCGACACUUUCCCAAAAUCGUAUUUUGAAGGAAACCCAUUGCUGUGUGGCCGUGUACUGCAACUCUCCUGCACGGUUGCACCCAAGCCUUAUACAAACGAAAAGGCGAGCACAACUGUUGUUUUGGGGCUUGUCAUUGGGAUCUUUUUCGGCGUCAGUUUGAUUUUGGUGAUGCUUGCUUUGUGGGUGAUGUCAAAGAGGAGAGUAAACCCAGGAGACUCUGAGAACGCAGAACUGGAGAUAAACUCCAACGCCUCGUACUCCGAAGUUCCUCCAGGUUCGGAGAAAGAUAUAAGCCUUGUGCUGCUGUUCGGAAACAGUAGAUACGAAGUUAAAGACCUGACUAUAUUCGAGCUCCUGAAAGCUACCAACAACUUCAGCCAAGCUAAUAUCAUCGGAUGCGGCGGGUUUGGUCUUGUCUACAAGGCUGUCUUGGACAAUGGGACGAAGCUGGCGGUCAAGAAACUCACCGGAGACUAUGGUUUGAUGGAGAAAGAGUUCAAGGCGGAGGUAGAAGUUCUGUCAAGAGCCAAACAUGAGAACCUGGUCGCUCUACAAGGCUACUGCGUCCAUGAUAGUGCCCGGAUACUUAUCUACUCGUUCAUGGAAAACGGAAGUCUUGACUAUUGGCUGCACGAGAAUCCAGACGGUCCAGCUCAGCUGGAUUGGGCUAAAAGGCUUCACAUCAUGAGAGGAGCAAGCUGCGGACUAGCGUACAUGCACCAGAUAUGCGAACCGCACAUAGUACACCGAGACAUCAAGUCCAGCAACAUCCUUUUGGACGGAAGCUUCAAGGCCUACCUCGCAGACUUCGGCUUGUCGAGACUGAUUCUUCCGUACCGCACACACGUUACAACGGAGCUUGUGGGCACACUGGGUUACAUCCCCCCGGAGUAUGGACAAGCAUGGGUAGCCACUCUGAGAGGUGACGUGUACAGUUUUGGCGUCGUGAUGCUCGAGCUUCUCACGGGGAAAAGACCAAUGGAGGUGUUCAGACCGAAGAUGUCGAGAGAAAUAGUCGCGUGGGUGAAUCAAAUGAGGAGGGAGGAGAAACCCGAGGAGGUGUUUGAUCCGCUGCUGAGAGAGAGUGGUCAUGAAAGAGAGAUGCUUCGUGUGCUUGACAUAGCCUGCAUGUGUGUGAACCAAAACCCAAUGAAAAGACCGGUUAUACAACAAGUUGUGGACUGGCUUAAUGAUGUAGACGCGGGAAACAGAAACCAAAGUAACAGAGAAGAAGCUGAAGAAGAAGAGACGAAGUAACAUCUUGUGUGUGCCUUUUUUAUACUUUCAUCACACAUUCUGCAUUAAGUAAAUAUACACUUCAUUUUUUCUUUGUGGGUCUUGUCAAGUGCAAAUGUUAACCAUCAUUUCCAUGUAAAUUAAAAGUUUUGAUGGUCAUAGAUGAUGUAAAGAGCUUGGGAAAGUAUGAACCUUUGUGGCUUUCCAGAAUGAGAUCUAUAUAUGCAAACAUGCUC